AUGUCUUCUUACCCCAACCAACACCUUGCAGCCAUUCUACCUAAACAAGGAGGACCUCUCGAGAUAACAUACCGUCCCACUCCCGCCCCAGGACCCAACGAUCUUCUGAUCAACGUCAAAGCCAUUGCAAUCAAUCCAGUUGACUGGGAGCAGCGCCACCACGGAGUUACAAUCGCCGCAUACCCUGCCAUCAUUGGGUCAGACAUCGCAGGAUAUGUCGAAGCGGUAGGGUCAAACGUACCAGCCGACGCACCCCAGGUCGGCGCCCGCGUCGCAGCUUUCGCACCCUCAUAUUUAUUUGGAUGUGCCCCAGAUUACGGCGCGUUCCAGGAGCGCGUUAUCGUCCCUGCAAGCUUUGUUACUCCCAUUCCCGAUACGCUAAAGUUCAAUGAAGCGACAUUAUUGCCACUGGGAGUGUUGACGGCAUGGGCAGGUUUCUACCAAGCCGGUAUUGCAUUUGGCACCAAGUAUACGCCUGCGGACAAGAAAGGGGUUUUGAUAUGGGGAGGUUCGAGCAGUGUGGGGAGCAAUGCAAUCCAAAUCGCCAAGUCUUUCGGCUUCAAGGUUUAUGUUACUGCCAGCGUAAAGCACCACAGUUAUUUGAGUACCCUGGGGGCCGAUAGACUGUUCGACUAUAAAGAUCCGAACGUUGUCGACAACAUUGUUAGGGCGGUGAAGGAGGACGGGGUGGUCAUUCAAGUUGGGUACGAUGCAGUCGGUCAGUUGAAGGAAUGUCAGCAAAUUUUACAAAAAACCAAAGCAGAGGGUCCGGCUAGGUUGGCCUCUGCGGUACCCUUGACCGAGGAUUCGCCUAAGGCAGAGGGGGUGGUGGUUAAGUUUGUAGAGGCAGAAGGAGACGCAACAAAGAUACAAGAGCUGAUUCACUUUGUCUACAGAAUUUGGCUGAAAGAGAAGCUGGAAAAAGGAGAGUAUUCACCAAGCCCGAGAAUGCAUAUUGUCGAGGGGGGCUUGAAAGCGCUAAACUCGGCUCUAGAUGAGUGGAAGAAGGGCGUAAGCGCUGUGAAGAUAGUUGUAGAGGUAUCAUGA
Messenger RNA from Psilocybe cubensis, 1047 nucleotides. RefSeq lists its product as uncharacterized. NCBI's taxonomy places the organism in Eukaryota, Fungi, Basidiomycota, Agaricomycetes, Agaricales, Agrocybaceae. The transcript has a single exon. The record is from RefSeq and is a predicted model, not a curated record. The coding region runs from base 1 to 1047 and encodes 348 amino acids. Gene Ontology annotation, molecular function: oxidoreductase activity, acting on NAD(P)H.